Puntigrus tetrazona (Sumatra barb) is the source of this 851-nucleotide messenger RNA. It is a transcript of the gene smim1, whose product is annotated as small integral membrane protein 1. Bases 344 to 559 code for a protein of 71 amino acids. Lineage: Eukaryota; Metazoa; Chordata; Actinopteri; Cypriniformes; Cyprinidae. The transcript is spliced from 3 exons. The record is from RefSeq and is a predicted model, not a curated record.
AAAUUAUGCUUUGAUUCAGAUUUGCAUAUAAAGUAGUAAAAGCUUGAUUGUAACUGUAUUCCUGUAGUACAUACUUUAGGUAUUGGGGAACAACAGCUCUAAUUCUGUGAAACAUUGAAUACGAAUACAAAAUAUAGGUCUAUAGCAGCUGUAUAUACAAUAUGUAGACUGGACCUGAGUGUUUUAUCUUGUUCAUUAACUCUUCUUUUUUAUGGAUUACUGAAUUGCUGAAUUAUUAACUUUCCAAGACACAGCAACGUCCAUAACCGGAAAGUAAAUACAGCCUUAAGCUCUCCGAAAGACACUUUCUUGAACUGACUAAGGAGCAGAGAGCUGGGAGGAAAUGGAGUCCAAUGAGGCCAGUGUUCAGUACAACCGCUGGAAUGAAGACAACAUGAACAUGCAAGCGCCGCAUUCACAAACCAGACUGAUCGAUCUCUAUAACAGACUGUGCACCGGACGACUUGGCAUUGCAAUGAAAACGGCACUGUCUUUGACAUUGAUGGUAGUUGUAUACAUUGUUGGAUACAUCACAGGAUACUACGUUCACCAAUGCUGAAGAGGACACACUGAUUCACGUAUUGAUGGAUCUAGCUAUUUAAGGAACUGGCUGUUAUUGAAACAUGAAUUGUGUCCAUCAAAGAAGUGUAAACAUGUGUGUUUAAAAUAUGUUUUUAAAUAAAUGACCUUAUUUGAACAUCGUAUCUUAACCUGUGUUAACAAAUACUCAAAUCAAAAAGCUAAAAGCCUAUAAUUCGCUGUUAGACCAAGAAUAAAAUAACGUUAUCAGUAAACACUUUACAACGAGGUUUAAUUUUUGAUUAAUGUAUUAUCAUGAACUAACAAGGAAC